AUGACUUCUAUGUGUCCACCACCUGAGAAAAUAAAAACUAAAGGGGGAGUCAAGAAAAAAGACAAAAAACCAGUAGGGUAUGAUGUUUAUAAAGACCCUUCGUAUCACGAGUCAUAUAUUGAUGAUGUAGUUAAUGUUGUAUCAGAUGGUAAUUGUGGAUUUAGAGUCAUUGCUUCAUUGCAUGGAUAUGAUGAAGAUGGUUGGCCAAUGGUUCGUCGAGACUUGGGGUUGGAAAUAAUACAUAAUGAAAGAUCAGGUUUGUAUGCCAAUUUAUUUACUGAUCAGUUAGCAGUAGUGAGAGAAUCUUUGAUGAUAGAGGAAUUUGGUCCUCAACCACCACAUAAAUGGUUAACUCUACCAGAUAUGGGUUACGUGAUAGCGAAUCGUUAUAAUGUUGUACUUGUCUGUUUAGGAAUUGAAUGCUGGACUUUCUUCCCUGUGACAACUUCAUUUUCACCAAAUGUAUCAAUUUACUGCAUUGGUUUUGGAAACAGAAAUCAUUGGGUUCAGGUAAACAUGAAAGAAGGGUUUCCAUUGCCACGAGUGACAGUAGAUUGGAAGAAGUUUCGUUCUCCAGCAGCAACAUCUUGGAUGCUAGGAUUUGCAGGACGUCUACAACAUUGGCAACAACUUACGCCUAUAUUACCAACGCAUUAUGAAUUUAUAAAUUAUGUUACUCAUUUUUAA
Messenger RNA from Lathyrus sativus (Indian pea), 687 nucleotides. NCBI's taxonomy places the organism in Eukaryota, Viridiplantae, Streptophyta, Magnoliopsida, Fabales, Fabaceae. The record is from the annotation of a GenBank genome assembly.